AGCCUGAAACACACAAGGAGAAACAGCAGUUUAGAGGCUGCAUCCCAGGGAGAGUCACUGAAGCGAGUGCCUCAAGCCCUGCUCCAGGCAGCCUCUGACAGGCUGUGCCCCGUGAGAACACAUGAGCACUGCAUGCGGGCUAAGCAAGGGGCUUCCCUCAGGAGACAGUUCCACAGUUCAGUCAACAGCAACACCACACCGUGUCUCCACUCCUUGAACUCUGCAGCUAGCACUUGGGGACACCUCCCACUUGAAAAGUGCUUUUCAAACCCGUCUGUGUCUGGAGAAGCUGGGUCAAAGAAUGCAGCUGUAAUGGACUAGCCCAAACAUACUUAACCCUUCAGGGACUGCUGAUGCUGAAGGAACAUCUCCCCAGACCAGCACCAUUCAUGCACCCAGCGAUGCUUAUUCCUGUAUCCGUUAGUUACCCAGUCCCAGGUAACAGAGACAAAAAGGAAAUGAACUGCCUGCUCACAGGACCAAGACCCAUGUACUGCUCCGGAGGUAUCUGCACACCCGUCCCACCAUAUGCUUUCAGCUCUGGUUAGUAUGGCAAUUUAGGUCAUGCAGAUCACAUUCUUCCCAUGGCCACCUGGCUUCUCUCCUACAGCAAUCACAACAGGGCUUCAGCAGCUGAUCUGCUACAGACUGCUAGAGCUGCAGGAGGCAGAAUGCAGUCACUUCUAGCUCUACAUGUUCUUUAGAGCAUGGCUGACAACAUCAAGUGAUGACUGGAGGAAGUGAAGAGCAUGAGAAUCCGAUCAGCAGCAUUAUGGUCCGACAUCUGGCAAGCCACUACAGCUAGAUAGCAACCUCCCCAGGAAUCCCCUUCCGAAGGUUCUCAGGCAGAUAAACCAUCGCUACCAGCCCUGCCGUCCAACCUUCACACCAUCACUGGUCCCUUGGCCUAGCACUGCUUCCUGGCCCAAGUCCAGGGCUGGACACUGCCCAUCCCAGAGCCCUGCCAGCGGGGUUAUCAGUGCCAGACCCUUCUGCAAAGGCUGUAUUUGCAUCAGGGAGGAAAAACAGAGGCACCCCCUCAAGCGGACAUGUGGAUUCUGCAGCCCGGAUAUUCCUGUGAGAAGAGGAGGCUCUCACGGGUGGGGGUCCCCAAAGGAGCCGGGAGAGCAGGCUGCAGUGCAGAGACUGCCACACACUGGAUGCCUGGACAACGACCGUUGGUUUGCUCAGCGUGGUGGUGGAGGCAGCUGCCGGCUCUGAAUAGCUAUCCAACAGGCAGGCUCCGAAGCUGCCAGUGCUGGUGAGCUGCAAUGGGCCAGGCUGACACCACAUCCCAUCUCCUCCUGUCACUGCCACGGUGGGAACUCCCCACUCCACGUCCAUUAACGCAGCACCGGACACUGAGCCGCACAGCUCCAGGGAGAGGCUACAUCCCUCACAACCCGAGAACCCCAAGAUGCAGCAAGAAUGAGGCUGCCAGCGUCCAGCUGUGCACAAGCCAGCCCCUCAAGCUCCAGGAGGACCUGCCCAAACCCCCUCAAUCCUCCACCUCCCGCAUAGCCACAGAGGGCAGCUGUGCACAAAGGGCCUUCUGCUGCCAGUCAAAGUGACCUUGGCUAGUCCUAGAGGUCACACCACCUCCAGCACCCUGAGCAAAACAGAGCCUUGGGUAAGUGCCAGGAGCAGAAUGAGUGAGCUUGUGUUAGAGAAUCUGGAGCCCAGCCAGUAAGAGAGAGAAGUGGAUGUGAAAACCAGAGACCAGGCACUGACAGUGAAAUCUAUCUAUCUUUACCCUCCCACCCAUCAAGAUAGUAUCCAAGAGCCUUCCUUGUAAGAUCAACAACAAUUGCGCAGUCCCCUGCGGACCUCCAAGAUUUCAUUUUCAGGGUUGAAACUCUGCUUGGGGUAGAGAUUUUGUUUCUGAAAUAAGAGUUAGAAAUGCCAUGCCAGGCCCACACAGGAUCAUGCCCUACACCAAGUGCUUGGUCCAAUCCAACAGUAUGGCCCAGAUCACUUCUUUGACAAGCAAUCCUACAGAUCUUUCCCCAUGCUCAGAUUAAGCUCUCACAUAAAGGUGAGCAGGAGCCAACUAGCCCCUAUCUGCUAAGGGCUGUGUUCGGGAGGUUGAGUUCUAGUCUAUGCCAGCCUCAUGAUUACCUUGUGCUCCACCCACCAUCUGUUGUCUCCAGCUUUAUCUGGACUAUGAUUUAGAGUUGUGUGGCUGGAUUGUCGUCGUCUUCUAGAAUUCUAGUCCAGACAAAAGCAAUUGUACUCUAGCACAUGCUGAAUCAGCUAAGUUACAGCACAGCCUGCCAGCUCCUAGGGGCAGUGCUGAGAGCAUACAGCACCCAGCGCAGUGGGCUCCAAUCUCGGGGUGGGCCUGUGGGCACGCCCAACAUGAAUACAGCAGCCGGGUUCCCACCUUUGCUGUCAGCAGCAAAGCACUGAAUAGCAAUGACGAACCCGGCAGUGAAGAGCUCCAGGUAAGGACCCGACAAGCCAAUCCCCAAAGAGUUGUGCUGCAUGUGGAGUCACCGGGAGAGGAGAAUCGACGCUCCCUGGAGAAGAUCUCAGAGCCACAGGUCCUGCCCUCGCUGCGGGCAGCCAGACAGUAACUCUCAGCGAUGUUACCAGCUUACUGAUGCAGGAAGCAGUCCCGGCAGAUCAACUCAACCACAGAAGGCGGGAGGAUAGUAGUGAAGCCUGGAAUCCGCAGCUACGUUGCAUUCCAGUUCUGCCUCAUAAGGGAGGGGAUACGGGAUGCAGCAGCUCAGCACAGGCAGCUUUGGAAAGUGACGGUGCAACAGGGCUUUAAGAAUUCAUCCCUUGGCUAUAAAAGGCUGGAGGAGCCAGAGAGACAAGAGGGGGCAGAGCCCCUGGAAAAGCCAGACUGAGCAGCUGCUCAAAGGUCUUUGCUCAGAAAAAUAACUGCCUAGAGCAGGUGGCCCCAAAAGCGGAUGUGGGGAGGCUUGCAAGGGAGAGAGAGGAGUAGGGACUGUCUGGAUGCUAUCAUCAUGUCUGUAUUUAGGCCUUGUCAAGGACAGUUCAUAACCAGGCUCAACUGCAUGGGAAAUGCUGGUCCAUCACUCCCAGAGGAGGUCACCUGCAACUCUUAGCCUAGGCGAACGGAGCUGGCCAGGUGGGUGCAUUCGGCCAGGCCAAGCUGUGACAAAGUCAGUCACGUGAAGCAGGCCCCCAGGCGCAUGGUGGCAGGGGAAGAUGGGGGUUUGAGCAGACAGAUAGAUACCACAUUCCCACAUGCUUUUCAGCAAGCAAUCCAGCUCCACUGUGUGCAUCUCUGUAGAGGGAAGAUACAGUCCUGUUACCGGGACUGCCUGGCAACCUGGGCUGCAACUCCCUGCUGCAACUGUGCAAGGCAGGGACAGCAAGAGCACCCUGUACAGGAGGAGCAGAGAGGCACUGCCACGGGCAGAGACAUGCUGGGAGAAGCAGCGCUGAGCAGAGCACACACAGUAAGGCAGACCCAGACCCACAGCCUGGGGAUUAUUCCGGGGUCCAAGUCCAUGGAGCUCAAAGACACCACAACAUUAAAUGGUCUUGGGGGAGUAGCGUCCUGGACGAUGGCCACCAGACAGGAGGGUUAACACUGGGAGCUACAUGGGCCUUUCUGGGGUAUGAGACCCUUCCCUGAAUUCUGAGCAGCAGCAUGACACCCUCCUCUCCCCCAGUGCUAGAGCUGGCAGACAGCUUCCAUCACCACCCUCUGAACCUCCCCCAAACCUCGAACCAGAGCACUGGCUCCAACCCCUCAAGGGCUUUGGGGAGGGUUAGGUCCAUGUCUGCCCUGUGACUCCACCACCCUGCCUCUCUCCACAGGCCCUUCUCAGAGAUCGGUUCUAGCUCGGUCACAAGACACGGGCCAGAUGCAGGACCACUGGGGAACCCUCUGCCCUGCUUUAUAUAGGAAGUCAGACUAGACUAUCCAAAGCUCCCUUCUAGUCUUAAAAUGUCUGGAUCUAAAUUGGCCAAAGGGACAAGCCCAAAUCCAAGCAACCCCCAUUCAGAUCCAAGCUCCGGCACUCAGGUCUCUAUUUUUGGUCACAAGUGCAGCCAAGGCACAUGGCCAGAUCUCCCUCUAGCAGCAGCCCACAUCAAGGCAAACAGCCUGCCACUCACUCCAUCAGUUCAUGUGGUAGGGGCCUGUAUGCUCAUUGCAGAAGGGCCUAGGGUCUGUCCUGCUCUGUGUCCAACAGGACUCACUGUGACACCUCUGCAAAGCUCUCUGGAGAGCGUGUGGUUGAUCUGAGACACUGCUAGGGAGUGUCUCACUCAGUCUAACUUCAAAAAAAGCCAUUCCACCUCCACUUGGGAGUGAGACCUUCACACCCUAGAGGCAGAUUCCAGUCCAUGCUGGGAUUGCUCCGGAUCCUGCCUGCAGCCCCCAGGGCCAGUGCUAGCUCCAGUGCAUGCAGAGGUGAAGCUAACCUGACUGUUAUACCACAGCAGCCAAACGAGAGACCAGCAGGGAAGGGAAGCAACCUGGCUCUCCUUUUACUUCAACACACAUUUGCAAGAACAGCCAGGUUCGGACACAAACCUCAGGAAAGCCUCCUGUGGGGCCAGCCGGGGAAGCGAACAGGGCAGAUAUUCCAGCCUCUGGGAAAGCUGCCUCUUUACCAAGCCCGACUUCCACAGGCGGGGCGUGGUAAUAACUGGGCCUAAUUGUAAAUUGAGCUGUGAGAAGCCUCUGAUUGCCAGAAACUGGGAGUGGACGACAGGGCAUGGAUCACACUGUGACUGUCUGUUCUGUUCAUUCCCUCUGGGGCACCUGGCACUGGCCACUGUCAGCAGAACCAUUGUUCGGACCCAGAAUGGCCGUUCGUAUAAAAGUUCAUAAAGUCUCACAAUAAUCUACAACAACAAAUGCUGAUGGGAAAAGGUACAAAAGUGAGACAAAGAUUGAAUUAGUCCAAACACAAAGGCUGACUGAUGUAACUCAAGGACUGUGCUGAGAUCAUGUCUGGUAAACAAAUGAAGUGUGGGACUGGAAACCAAUGGACCAAAAUUGGUGCGUUGAAAAUUAGGUCUAAUUGGUGACCACAUAAUAAGGGGAUAGACUAUUCCACUCAUUGCUCCCCUUGGGGGUCAUUAAAAAGACCCUUUUUUGGGGAAAAUGAAGAAAAAGAAAACUCAACGAUUGCUAACUGAGAGCAGGGGAAGGGAAUGAGUUUUACCAUCAUGGCUGCCAGCUGCAGAGUCUCCUGGGACCCUCCAGAACACUGCUAGGCCUUUGUCGUUCUAAUCCCGAGAAAAGUCCUGAUCAGAUCAGGCCAGAAAAAAGGGACCAAAGUGAUACCGUCAAUUCCCCUGCUCUGGCUAAAUGCCAAACACCACGUGGGAGAUAAUCAUCCCCCCAUCCCACACACUUGUGGUGGUAGAAGUCAGAUGGAGGGAACUGGCUGGGCAAUCAUCACGAGAACAGAUGUUUUUAUCUGCCCUAGAGAUACCAACUCCAACUGCCCAAGACAUCAGAGUAUUCAGACGUACAGUAUUGCCAUUUUACUGCUAUUCACUAAUGUCUGGGCGGUUGCAAAGAUGGUGACUGCAGAUGACAGCCAGUGGGAUGAAACCAUCUGUGACAUGGCUGUUUGCCAACAUCCACAGUGCUGGGACACUAUAAGGAGGAUUGAACAGGGACAUCCUCGGGUCCGUUUAAGAAACUUUGACUCACUCUGCAGGGCUUCUUCUUCGGAAAGCAAAGAUGAAUUACCAACACUGAAGAUUAUAAACUUCCCCAGCAAUUGCUCUCCUCAAGGAAGGAUCAGAUGUUUCAAUUGUAACAGAACUAUUUCCACCUUCACUGGACUUGAGACCUCUUUCUCUCCUUCUCUGUAUGAAACUUCAGUCUAUGACUUCUCUGACCGAAAUUCUGAAGUCAGUUCAGAAAGAACUCAUUUCCCAGGACUGAACUCAGUGGUAGGGUCACACACGAUCCCACAGACAGAGAUGAGCUUCACCAACUUGAAUAGAGUUGGAAAUCUCCAAGUGAUGGAUCUCAGUGAGAUUGCUGCUCCCAAGCAGGACUACUGUCCAGACAGUGGAAAUUUGAUUGUUAAAUGGGUCCCAAAUAUACACAGAAAAUCUCAGAGGCCUGACAUGGAAGCAGUAACAGAACUAAAGCCUUUAAGAAGAGUAUGUGUUAAAAACCUUGCCUCUGAAAAUCUCUUUUCCCUCAAAGAACUGCAAAGCAAAGGAAGAGAUCUUGACAUUAAGAGAAAGAAGUCCAAGAAGGUCCCUUCAGGAGGCCAACCCUAUCAGCUGCUUACAAACAGGAGCCAGAAAAUUAAGCUGGUGACCAAAAAAAUAAAAUCAGUCCCAAGCCACAGAGGUGACAGUUCUGCAGCCAAAGAAGGGAAACCAAAGGAUAGUCCAAUAAAAAAUAGGUAUUCUUCCCCAAGACACAUGCAGACUGCUACAAUAGUAGAGCUGCAAGAUGAGGGUGCCCUGCAGCUGGGGAAUCGGAGAGUGGAUGUGCCUGAUGCUACAGAGAAGUACACAUGUCCUUUGCUUGUGCAGAAGAUUCCAGUCGUGAGUUUGAAAGAACAAGGCCUGGAAAGAAUCAGCAACAGACCUUACCUGAGGAAAGCAUUUGAAGGCUCCUUAGGUAUGAAGAGCCAUGAGACCAAACUAGAGCAGCAACCUGGCUAUGCUGAAGCAGGGCCAAUUGUACUCACCACCCAGUCUCUGGAGUCCUGCACACUAGAUGGCAUAGAGGAAGCCUCUGCAAACAAAAAACAACUGUCACAAAAAUCAUCUGAAGAGCAGGAAUCCCAGGACAAGGAAGACCCCAGGAAGCAACACAUGGGACUUGAGAAAAGAAGGUCUUCGGGGAUGUAUGUGCUGAACGAGAGCAGCAGGGCAAGGCUGGUCCUUGAGGGUGUUGAAGAAAAUGGGUACCUGCUGUCAAGGCCAGAAACGCAGUAUGAAAUGUACUGCAAGCGUCUAGCAAGCAGAAAGGAAGCAGCACAGGCACUGGGCUAUCUUCAGGGAGGGAGAAGCCAGCUGCAGCCAAGCCCAGCUGUUCUAACACCAGACAAUGAUAAACAUGAAGAUGACUCUUACCCUAACCCUCCUCCCCCUUCCCCUUCUCCUUUCCCAUUGAGGGACAAUGACAACCCUUCUCCAGAUGUAGAAUCCCCUCUCUUCAGAGAGGACAGCACUCUAAGGGCAUCCAGUGAACGUCUUGAUAAUUGCAGUGGGAACCUGACCCUAUAAUGUAUGGUGAUCGUAAAUGAAUGUGCAGGUUAAGGCAUAGUUUGAUUGAUGCCAGGCACUCUCCGUGGGUGCCUGCUCUUGCCAUAGACAGCUGCAUCAAGAGACCAAGAAGGAGGGUGAGUGAGGUAACCUGCCUGCUCCAGGGACCUUUUGAAUGUACAGGACAGCUUGAAUGCUCUGUGCUUUGUAAUUAAAACCACAGCUUUCCAUCCUC
Messenger RNA from Dermochelys coriacea (leatherback sea turtle), 7411 nucleotides. It is a transcript of the gene C16H9orf43, whose product is annotated as chromosome 16 C9orf43 homolog. Lineage: Eukaryota; Metazoa; Chordata; Testudines; Dermochelyidae. Bases 5368 to 7197 code for a protein of 609 amino acids. The transcript is spliced from 13 exons. The record is from RefSeq and is a predicted model, not a curated record.